CCAUUCAAUAGCUUUGUUGUGCUUGGCUGGAAUCAUGGCGGACUUAUCCCGUUCAGAAUCCAGGCGAUUGUAUUCUUGGUGGUGGGAUAGCCACAAUACUCCGAAGAAUUCAAAAUGGCUUCAGGAAAAUCUUACAGGUAUGGAUGCGAAAGUAAAGGCAAUGAUCAAGCUCAUUGAAGAAGAUGCAGAUUCAUUUGCAAGGAGAGCAGAAAUGUACUAUAAAAAACGUCCACAGCUGCUGAAAUUGGUUGAAGAGUUCUAUCGUGCUUACCGUGCACUAGCAGAGAGGUAUGAUCAUGCAACUAUGGAUCUUCGGCAAGCCCAUCAAACCAUGGCUAAAGCAUUUCCAAACCAAGUGCCUUGUGAGCUGGCUGAUGACUCACUCUUAGGCUCUUCAGGUGCUGAGGGAGAGCUUCACAUGCCAAAAAUGCCACACCCAGUUCAUGCAUUAGUUGACUCAGGUGACUCGCACGAGGAUGCACUAGGACUCUCUUCGGCCAACCUGCAUGCCAUGAAAAGCAACAGUAGAAAUCCCGAAGGAUCAGACUCUGGAAUUAGCAGAAGUGAUUUAAAUGACAUGUUUGAAUCAAAAGUAUUGGUUUCAAGAGUUUCAGGAGGAAAGACGAAAUCAUGCCCAAACAUCCAAGAACUGGUGGGGGACAAAACUGAAGUAAAAAACUUGAAGAAAACCCUUGCAGAGAUUCAAACUGAAAAGGAAGGUGUUCUUCUUCAAUGCCAGCAGAAGAUGCAGAUGUUAUCUAUCCUGGAAAGAGAACUUAAGGAAGCUGGAGGACUUGAAGAACAAGCAAGCAGAGCUGAAAUUGAAGUCAAAAUCCUGAGGGAAACCCUUGUUAAAUUAGAAUCUGAGAGGGAUGUUGGUCUCCUUCAGCACAAUAAAUGUUCGCAAAGAAUAUCUAGUCUGGAGAAUACAAUCUCUCAAACACAUGAGGAUGCAAAUGGACUCAACGAAAGAGCAAUAAAAGCAGAAAUAGAAGCUAAAAAUCUCAAGCAAGAACUUUCUACCUUGGAGGUUGACAAGGAAGCUGAUCUUCUUCAAUACAAUCAAUGUCUUGAAAUGAUAUUAAUUUUGGGGAAUAAAAUCUCGCUUGCAGAGGCAAAUGCAAAAAUGCUUAAUGAGCAAACUGAAAGAACAGAGGCUGAAGUUAAAGCAUUGAAGGAAGCUCUUGCCAGGUUGAACAAAGAGAAAGAAGAUGCAGAACUUCGGUAUGAGCAAUGUUUGGAAAGAAUAGAUGAAAUGGAGUGUGAAAUUUCUCAUUCCCAAGAAGAUGUCCAAAGACUCAAUAGUGAAAUUAUAACAGGUGCUGCAAAAUUGAAAGAUGUAGAAGAACAAUAUUUUCUGUUAGAGAGAUCAAAUCAAUCUCUGCAGAUGGAGGCGGACAAUCUGGCACAGAAGAUAGCAAAAAAGGAUCAACGACUUCUGGAGAAAGAAGACGAAUUGAAGAAACUUCAAACUUCACUGCAAAAUGAGCGCUCACGGUUUAUCCAAAUUGAAGCUGCUUUGCAAACUUUGCAGAAGCUGCACUCUCAAUCUCAAGAGGAGCAGAGAGUUUUGGCACAAGAGCUUGAGAAGAAACUUCAGUUGUUGAAGGACUUGGAGAUAAGCAACAACGACCUGCAGGAAGAUCUCCAGCGGCUUAAGGAAGAGAACCAGAGUCUUGAUGAACUGAAAAGUUCCUCCGGAAGUUCAAUAAUGAGUUUACAAAAUGAAAAUUUCAACCUGAAAGAAGUGAAAGAAAAACUCGAACAGGAUCUUUCCAUACAAGAGGCCCAAAAUAAUUCCCUGCAGAAAGAGAUCCAACAUUUGAAGGAGGAUAUUGAUUACUUGAAUAGGAAAUAUCAUGAUUUAAUAGAGCAAUUGAGCUUAUUUGGUUUGGAUCCCAAGAGCCUGAAUUCAGCAGUCAAGGACUUGCAAGACGAGAACUUGAAGCUGAAAGAAGCCUAUGAAAUGGACAGAAAUGAAAAAGAAGCUCUACAUGAGAAGUUGAGGGACAUGAAUGAGCUUCUGGAGAGAAAUGUUGGUCUGGAGAGAUCUCUAUCAGAAUUGAAUAGCAAGUUUCAGGGAUCAAUGAAACGGAUCGAAGAAUUACAGGAGUCCUGCCAGUUUCUUCAAGGAGAAAAAUCUGGUCUUGUUGCUGAAAAAGCCAUCCUGCUUUCUCAGUUACAAACUAUGACUGAGAAUAUGCGAAGGCUCUUGGACAGAGAUGCCAUGCUGGAGGAUUCACUCACUCGUGCAAAUGCUGAAGUUGGAGGUUUAAGGGCGAAGUCAAAAGGUUUGGAAGAAUUAUGUCAGACGCUCAAAGAUGAGAAAUCCAAUCUUCAAAAUGAAAGAAGCACCUUCAUGAGUCAGCUAGAAAAUGUUGAACAGAGACUUGGAAUUCUAAAAAGGAGGUUUACAAGAUUAGAAGAAAAACAUGAAGCAAAAGAACUGCAGAGUUACCUUGGCAAAAAAAGACAAGGGCGUGCAUGUCAUAUACAGUCUAGUGAAUCCCAAUUGGCAGAUCUGGAGAACCAGGUCCUUCUUCAGAAAGAAGAAACUAAAUUGAGUAACAAAGAAUAUGAAGAUGAACUAGACAGGGUUGUCAAUGCUCAGGUUGAGAUCUUCAUCUUGCAGAAGUUUAUACAAGAUUUGGGAGAGAAGAAUUCAUCUUUGUUGCUUGAAUGCAAGAAACAUGUUGAAGCAUCCAAAUUCUCAAAUAAAUUGAUAUUAGAGCUAGAGACCAAGAAUCUUGAGCAACAGGUGGAAGUAGAAUUCUUAUUGGAUGAAACUAAAAAGCUGAAAAUGGGAGUUCAGCAAAUAUUCAGAGCUAUUCAGUUUGAUCCAGUCAAUGAGCAUGAAGAUGGGAUCGAAGAAGGGCAAAUUCCUGUUCUUGAUAUUUUGCAUCACAUCGAGGGCUUAAAAGAUUCCCUUCUAAGAAAUGAGGAUGAGAAGCAACAACUAGUGAUUGAGAACUUGAUGCUCUCAACUUUAAUUGGAGAACUAAGAUUAGAGGGCGCAGAAAUCAAGUCGAAGAAGAAAAUCUUUAAGCAGGAGUGUGACAUUAUGGCAGAGCAAUAUAGAAUGCUGCAAAAGGAUAUGCAUGAACUUGUAGAGAUGAACAUGCAACUGAGAAUGGAAGCAAGUAAACGAGAGCAGCAAGAGGAGGUAUUGAAGGAUGAACUGGAAAUUCAACAUGCAAGUCUUGAAAGUUUGCAGGGUUCUUACCUUGCAUUGCAAGAAGAAAACUUCAAGGCACUUGAAGAAAACAGAGCUUUACUUGAGAAAUUUUCAGAUUUGAGAAAGAAAAUGUGUAUAUUGGAAGAGGAAAAUAGUGCAUGUCUCCAGGAAGUAUUGUUGCAAUAUGACUCAUAGAUUGCUCUCACGAAAGGAAGG
Messenger RNA from Manihot esculenta (cassava), 3391 nucleotides. RefSeq names its product protein NETWORKED 1A. Gene Ontology annotation, molecular function: actin filament binding. Lineage: Eukaryota; Viridiplantae; Streptophyta; Magnoliopsida; Malpighiales; Euphorbiaceae. The transcript has 2 exons. Bases 35 to 3370 code for a protein of 1111 amino acids. Gene Ontology annotation, cellular component: plasma membrane. The record is from RefSeq and is a predicted model, not a curated record.